AUGACAAGAUUGUCUCUAAAUUUGGCACGUUUGAUCCCAACCAAAGACGAGGAUAGCCUAAUAAUUGCAGCAUAUGCUUUCAGGAUGUUUAUCUAUCAUCUAUGUGAAGAUAAUGCUGAAUAUAGAAGACUUUCACUUGAUUUAGAUUCUGAUCGUAGAAUCUUUUUCAAAAAAUUCAUUGUUGAUUUCAGGAAACAGGUUGCAAAUGCACCAUUUGCCGAUGACGAUGACAAUGGGGAAAUGAAUGAAGAAAAUGAUUCUUCAUUUGAAUUGGAAAAUUCACCAUCAACGAUUAAUGAUGAUAGUAACGAUACUUUUAGUGAAAUUGAUGAAGAAGAUGAAAGAUGUGUUCUUGCUCAUUCUAUGGGCUUAGGGAAAACAAUGCAAAUUAUUACUUUCCUUGCGACUCUCAAAAUUAGAAUUCUUCAAAAGGAUCAAAAUAUUCCAGAGCAUUUAAACGAUUUCCAUGUUGUUAUUGUAUGUCCAAAAAUCGUUAUGGAGAACUGGGAAAACGAAUUUAAUAAAUGGCUAGAUAAGAAUUCUGGAUUAAAUAAUUUAAUUCGUGUUUAUAAAUAUUCGAGUAAUAGAUCUUUUGAGGAGUUGGAGUUAUGGUGGAUAAAUGGUGGUGCAUUAUUAAUUGGAUAUGAAAUGCUAAGAAGUUAUCUCAAAUCAGAUUCUGAUUCCAAAUACUUCCUAAACUCAUCAUUAUUCAUAGCUGACGAAGGACAUAUUUUGAAAACAGCAACAUUAUUUAGUAAUGAAAAAAAGAAAGCUGCUACUAUUUCUUCAGCUUCUAAAGAAAAAUCAGCAGCAAAAACCAAUCAUAACAGUAACGAUAUGAUAUUUCAAAGCAAUAUAAAUGUAAACAAUGCUUUUAACUCUGCCAACAUUAAUCCCACAUACUUCUACAACAACCCCACUGUCACUAAAAAUCCUCAAAAUGAUCCACAAAAACUCGUAAAUCAUAGUUUUUUACCAACUACAGUAACGAAUUCAAAUCCUCAAUUUACAUUUGCUGGACCAACAAUGCCAGUAACUUUUAAUCAAACACCUACCAGUCCUUCCGAACCAGUAAUAAUUGAUUUAACAGCAGAUGAUGACGACAACAAUGCAGUUGUAGAAACUGAGCAAGUAUAUCGUUAUGGACAGAAGAAGUCAGUAUAUUCAUAUAGGUUGUUGACAGCUGGAACCUUUGAGGAAUCACUUUUUUUGAAUAAUGUCUUUAAAAUGGGAUUGUCAUACCUUAUCCUUGAUAAUAAAAAUACAUUGCUACAUGAAAAUUUAUCAAGAUGUGUGAUGAGUAUCCCUGAUCCAAAUCUUGAGUGUAGAUUAAAGGAUACUCUUAAUUUUGAUGAUGAUGCUCUGAAUACCGUAGGCAAAGAUCUUAGAGAUCAAAUUAUUGAUAUACGUUAUGUAGCAGAAUAUUUCAACAGCGAUGAUCGUAAUCUAAAUGAAGAAGAAACAAAAGAAGCUGAAAAUAUCUUUGAGCAGGAAAAAGAACG
Molecule: messenger RNA, 1502 nt
Organism: Entrophospora candida
Lineage: Eukaryota; Fungi; Glomeromycota; Glomeromycetes; Entrophosporales; Entrophosporaceae
Source: the annotation of a GenBank genome assembly